This is a messenger RNA of Oncorhynchus tshawytscha (Chinook salmon), 6971 nucleotides long. RefSeq names its product membrane-associated guanylate kinase, WW and PDZ domain-containing protein 3. The record is from RefSeq and is a predicted model, not a curated record. Gene Ontology annotation, biological process: signal transduction. Gene Ontology annotation, molecular function: protein binding. Lineage: Eukaryota; Metazoa; Chordata; Actinopteri; Salmoniformes; Salmonidae. The transcript has 24 exons. Gene Ontology annotation, cellular component: cytoplasm. The coding region runs from base 268 to 4734 and encodes 1488 amino acids.
UGGGCUUUCCUUAAAGAAAUCAACACGGUGAAAACAAGCAAAAAAGUUAUUCGUGAUUUCUUGUUUUAUGGUUAGAUCCAUAGACUCCUGCGCCUAAAUCUCCCCAGUUCUGUGAUCCACCGGGCUGAAUCUGACACGAGACCACAUGGGGCGUCAACUGACGAGACGGCGCUCUCUGAGCAGGGUUUACGAGGGUUGAAGAAUAGGGAGCAAGUUGCCAGCAGAGUAGGCUACACUACCCGAGUUCUGCGAAUACAUUCGCUGCUGAUGCCAGUCUGGGACUCUAAAGAUUUACAAGAGGGAUUAAACAUGUCCAAAACGCUUAAGAAGAAGAAGCACUGGUCCGGUAAAGUCCAGGAGUGCGCGCUAUCAUGGGGGAAUGCCGAGGAGUUCGGCUCGGUUGUGGACGUACAAGGGGGAGCAGAGCUGGGAGAAUUCCCAUACCUGGGACAUGUGAUUACGGAGGCAAUGGUCUGUCACGUCGGGAGGUUACCGAACAUCGGGGACGUGCUUCUGGAAGUGAACGGCACCCCUGUCAGCGGCCUGACCAACCGAGACACCCUCGCUGUCAUCCGCCACUUUCGGGAGCCCAUCCGUAUCAAGACCGUCAAACCAGGCAAGGUGCUGAAUACAGACCUGCGUCACUACCUCAGCCUGCAGUUCCAGAAAGGUUCGCUGGACCACAAGCUCCAGCAGGUGAUCAGGGACAACCUGUACCUGCGCACCAUUCCCUGUACCACACGGCAGCCCAGAGAGGGGGAGGUUCCUGGGGUUGACUAUAACUUCAUCAGUGUGGGGGAGUUCCGCGUGCUGGAGGAGAGUGGCCUGCUGCUUGAGAGUGGAACCUAUGACGGCAACUACUACGGGACGCCCAAGCCCCCAGCGGAGCCCAGCCCGGUGCACCCUGACCUGGUGGAUCAGGUGCUGUUUGAUGAGGAGUUUGACACCGAGGUCCAGAGGAAGCGCACCACCUCCGUCAGCAAGAUGGACAGGAAGGACAGCGCAGCCCCCGAGGAGGAGGACGAGGAGGAGAGAGAGCGGUCUCCAAUGGUCAACGGGCUCACAGAGCACAAGGACAAGGCUGGGCAGGAGUGGAGGAAGACGGUACCCAGCUAUAACCAGUCCAGUAGUGGGGCUAUGGACUUCAGGACUUGGAACACCUUACCACACGACGAGAGCCAGGAGCCCCUGCCCAAGACCUGGGAGAUGGCCUACACAGAGACGGGCAUGGUCUACUUCAUAGAUCACAACACCAAGACCACUACCUGGCUGGACCCCAGGCUGGCCAAGAAGGCCAAGCCCCCGGAGAAGUGUGAGGAUGGAGAGCUUCCGUAUGGCUGGGAGAAGAUUGAAGAUCCACAGUAUGGAACCUACUAUGUUGACCAUAUCAACCAGAAGACCCAGUUUGAGAACCCCGUCCUGGAAGCCAAGAGGAAACUGAGCCUGGACACCCCCUCCUCUGGCCAGCAGGGGGCCACCACACCCUCAGAUGAGCCUGUUGUGGGUGUGAGGGGUUUUGUGCGGGACCCAGCCCACCUCCAGGGCUCCGUCCUGAGGACAGCUCUAAGGAAGAGCCCCCAGGGGUUUGGCUUCACCAUCAUCGGUGGCGACCGCCAUGACGAGUUCCUCCAGGUGAAGAACGUGCUCCGAGACGGCCCUGCCGCGUACGACAACAAGAUGGCCUCCGGUGAUGUGAUCGUGGACAUCAAUGGCUUGUGUGUCCUGGGGAAGACCCAUGCCGAUGUGGUUCAGUUGUUUCAGUCUGUCCCAGUCAACCAGUACGUGGACAUGGUGCUGUGUCGGGGCUACCCCCUGCCUGAGGACACCGGUGGGAGUGACGAUGCCGCAGGGGAUGUAGCCACCGCCCUGCCCCUGGCCCCCGAGGCCAGCCCGUCACCUUCCACUUCCAACACCAAGGACAUCCACUACGUCACCAGCCCAGACGGCACCCUUCCUAGACAGAACACCGCCACUGCAGUACCAACCAUGACCAACGGGGGGCGCCACUAUCCUGAGGGUCCAGACCCCACACUGCUGCAGCCGGAGCUGGUGGGCGUGCCCCUGGUGAAGGGGCCGGGAGGGUUCGGCUUUGCCAUCGCAGACUGCCCCCUGGGCCAGAAGGUGAAGAUGAUCCUGGAUGCCCAGUGGUGCCGUGGCCUGCUGAAGGGGGAUGUUAUCAAGGAGAUCAACCGUCAGAACGUCCAGACACUGAGCCACGCCCAGGUGGUGGACAUCCUCAAAGACCUGCCGGUGGGCAGCGAGGUCCACGUCCUGGUACUCAGGGGAGGUCAGACAUCUCCUGUGAAGUCUCUAAAACCUUGCACUGCUCCCAUGUCGCAGCAGAGGCAGGAGAGGCAGGAGAGGCAGGAGAGGCAGGAGAGGCAGGAGAGGCAGGAGAAGGAGAUGUCCACCAGCACCGAGACCCUCAGCCCCGCAGACCCAGCCCUGACCCCGGCCCCCCAGCCCCUUCCCUUCCCCCCCAACACCAUGCGCUCAGCCUCCCCCAAACCCGACCCCUCACAACUCUACCUCAAGUCCAAGGCCCUGCUGGACAGCAAGCCCCCCAACACCAAGGACCUAGAUGUGUUCAUCAAGAGGAACCAGGAGUCGGGCUUUGGUUUCCGCGUUUUAGGAGGAGAGGGGCCAGAUCAGCCCGUGUACAUUGGUGCCAUCGUACCCCUGGGAGCGGCAGAGAAGGACGGGCGUCUGCGGGCAGGUGAUGAGCUCAUGUGUAUCGACGGGGUCCCAGUAAAGGGCAGAUCUCACAAGCAGGUGCUGGAGCUGAUGACCAACGCUGCCCGCAACGGACAAGUCCUGCUGACAGUCCGCAGGAAACUCGCUCACACAGAGGAGGACGUUGGUGGUGGUCAGCAGAAGGUGGGUCCAGCCCUGGUUAACGGCUCUCCCAAGCUCCUCCGCAUCGAGGUCCCUACGGCCAGCUCCCCCCAACACCCAGAGUGCUACAACGUCACCCUGCAACGCAAAGACAACGAAGGCUUCGGCUUCGUAAUCCUGACCUCCAAGAACAAGCCGCCUCCCGGAGUUAUCCCUCACAAGAUCGGCCGCAUCAUCGAGGGCAGCCCCACGGACCGCAACGGUCAGCUGAAGGUGGGCGACCGUAUCUCAGCUGUCAACUCCCAGUCCAUCGUGGAACUGUCCCACAACGACAUCGUCCAGCUCAUCAAGGAGGCCGGCAACACUGUCACCCUCACUGUGGUGCCGGAGGAUGAGAAUAGUGGUCCUGCAUCUGAAACCAGUUCAGCCAAGCAGAGCCCUGCAACACAGCACAGAGCUGUGGGCCAGCAGCCUGCCAGCCACACUGACAGGAAUGAAGACCCUCUGGAGUUGAAGUCCGUCCCACCCGGCGAGCUGGGACAACUCAUCACCUCAGGCCCCAAGCAGGGCUGUUUCCACGUGGAGCUGGAGCGAGGCCAGCGGGGGUUUGGCUUCAGUCUGCGGGGAGGGAAGGAGUACAACAUGGGCCUGUUCAUACUAAGACUGGCGGAGGAGGGCCCUGCGCUGAAAGACGGCAGGAUUCACGUUGGAGAUCAGAUCGUGGAGAUCAAUGGCGAGCCCACCCAAGGCAUCACACACACCCGGGCCAUCGAGCUGAUCCAGGCUGGGGGCACUAAGGUCCUGCUGCUCCUCAGACCUGGCCUGGGCCGGGUCCCCGACCCCAGUAUGAAGGAGAAAGUGAACAUUUCACCCUCAAGCUUUCCAAGACUCUCUGCAUCCGGCCAGCAGUCAUCCCCCGCUUCUCCAUCCUCCAUCUCCCUGUCCACCUCCGAGCUGUCCCCGCCCUCGUCCGCCAACACCACUGCCCCCGAAGAGCCCUCUGACUGGGACAUGUCCGCUGCUGCUGCCCCCUCCCCCUCCAGGCUGCUGGAGCCCAACAAGGCCAGAGGGCAGCAGCCUCGCCACCACAGGGGACACACCAGUCCCAACACCCUCCCCAAGAAGAGUGACUCCAUGUCUCACAGCAACAAGCAUGCUAGCCCCAAGAGAGCCACGGAAGCCCGGGCUGAUACCAAAGAGCGCUCCCAGAGCCCCAGAAAGACAGACAGAGGUGACCGAAGCCAGGCAGGGACUGUUGAAAACAAGAACGAGUCUUUAGAGGGAGACGUAAGAAGGGAGAGGAAGGCCCACAGCCAUGGCCAGAGAGAGCGCCGGGAGGGCAGAGAGGAACGCUCUUCCAGCCCCAGGAAGACCACCCCUAGGAGGGAUCCAGAGGCAGGAGUCUCCAGGCAGCCCUCAAGGGGCCAGGAUGAGGGUCAGAGGCGUUCUGGAGGGCAGCAGCAUCCCAGCUCCAACCCGGCCUCUGGAGAGGGCACGCAGGGGGGAGAGAGGAGGAGGGGUAAUCAGGAGGAGGACCCCACUCGCAGACAGGAGAGGGAGAGCGAAGGUUGGGGAACCAGCGAGAGCCGUAGGAAGGACAGGGGGGCGGCGCCUCAUAGAUCCCACUCCCAGACACAGAGGGAGAAGGCACGGCCAGACUCUGAGGGCGGAACCCUGCAUCGCAGAGAGGGGGGUCAGAGAGAGGGAAGAGAGAGCAAGCACAGAGAGGCGGAUGAGGAGGAGAAUCCGAGUGAUACCAGGGGUAGCACAAGUAGUGCUGCUAUCCAGGAGCACACAUAUAACGGGAACCCUAGCAGUAAGAAACCGGCCACCAUCACCCCGGGGCCGUGGAAGGUCCCCAGCUCAGCCAAGAUCCACCCUCAUGCGGAGGUUAACUGAUGCGUUGUAGACGGACUAACCCGUCCAUAACAGACUACAGUUCUGCUCACCUGCAUUGAUGAUAUUUAGAAUGGACCAAUGAGGAGUGUAGGGGAUCGAGGUUAUUUAGCAUCACUGUGUUACUCCUCAUCAUCAGAUUGCCUCCUAUUGCAUAUCAAUGCUUCUUUUCACAGUUUGCCUCAGCCAACCUUCCAGGCUGUCUUAAUGUUCAAAGUGCAGUCAGUCUGUGGCUCUGCAGUGGUGGUGGGUGCCUGUCUGAUGUGAAGGACAGUGAAAUCCAAUCUGUUUUGUGCCAAUCAGACACUCGGACAUGCUGGGAAGGGAGUUGGUUCAUGUCCUGUAUAAUCCUUUCUGUGAAACUCUUUUUGUCGGUAAUGAAAGGAGGCUUUGAUGAAGGAUGCUGCUUGUCACUCUGUAUGAAGGUUUGAAGGAUGGGCUCGUAUCCAGGCAAAAUCACUCAGCGUUUUGUGUUCCUGGUGGGAUUGAUCCACUGCUGUGUCCCUGAUGGGUGUAUAAAAGAGGUGAUGGUGAUUACUCCUCGAGUCACUGGGAGAUGAAGGGGGUUUGGGUUUUCAAUGAUUGUCUGUCCAUAUCCAGUCCAGUCAUGCUCUCUGUGUAGACUCUGAAUCGCUGUUAUCAGCUUUACAGUAGAUUUUAGAUCACUACGACAACGCUUUAUAUGCAUCUAUCUGAUGACCAUACACUUAUGGUUAGGUAUAUUGUUUACUUACUGCUACACGUGUGUUUAUUAUGAAGCAUAUAGUAAUUUAUUCAGAUGAACUAUGACAAUAGUUCUAUAUAUAUAUAUAUAUAUAUAUAUAUAUAUAUAUAUUACACACACACUAUCUACGUAUUCAUAUGCUACAUUUGGAUGUAGUGAGCUAAGCAUAGAAAUAGAAUGUGUAGAAGAGACAUAACCACUGAAAAUGUAAAUGUGUUUUUUAGCCACAUAGACACCUGUGGGAGUACAUCAAAAAAUUGCUCAUGACUACUGUGUUCUAGUGUACAUUACAUUACUUAUGCAUCACUGUAUCAAUUGAACUGUGCCACCAUGUUGGAUGAGCCACGUAAAUGACAUAUGGACUACUAGAUAAUUGUGUAUGUCAGUCUAUGAUCCCUAUACAUUCUAUUUCUAUCCAUUCACAGCCUGUUCCAUCCUUAAUCCGUGUUGUUGUUUAUUGUCAGCAGCUAUUUAAGGUCUUCUGGCAAAAUGUGUAUACUACAAGCUGACAGGUAUUUAUUUUAGAUAUUGCUGUAGCUUUGACUGUACGUUAUCUCAUGUGUCUUACUUAGCAAGGUGUUUUCUAAUCUAAAUGUGGGGGUAAAUUAGCUGUAUAAACAGAUUGACGUUAAAAGUUGAGACCUUUGCAAUUUUUUUUUGUUGCGACAUAGCAGUUUUUCUUAUUCUAACGUGCACAUCAAAAUGUGCUUUGAAUUGUGCACCAGUCCAAGAUGUUAAUAUUCAAUCAAUCUAAAGACUACAGUAAUACCAAACAAAUCCUGGUUUAUUCUGAUACACUUUAGACUAUAGUGCCCUCUCCUGGAGGAAGUAAAGAAACGGUCAGAAUCCCUGAAACCCGAGUUUCAUGACUACUACAUAAUGUUAAACAAUUGUUAUGGCAUAGCCUACUCUGUUUUAGGGCAUAAAUGAUGUAGCAUGUAUGAAACAUAUCUACUAAGACCUUUACGUUUGUGUGUCCAGCUUAAAGUCUGUUAAACAAAGCAGUCUGUUCUUCCUAGCAACCAUGGAAAACAAGGGAUUUUACGUACGGCAUUGAAUUAUGCACUCACAAUGUAUGGAAUAGCUUUCAAAUGAAAAUCUAUUGAGAAACGGCUUGGUCUGCGAUGCUUGUUCUCUGUGGUGUGGUUCAAUUCACAUUCUGCCAUCUCUUGAUAAAAUCUUAUACAAGUAUACUAAUUUUGAUGAAGUCUUCAGUUAUGUAUAGUUUCCCUUUUACAUCCUUAUUGUUCAUGUCACGUGUGUCUAUAUAAUAAUGUGGCCUUGCAUUGCUUCAACAGAACAGCCUUCUGGUCUCUACAUUAUGUGGUAGUUGUAAAUGUUUAUAAAUUGUACAGCACCUGUAUAAAUACUUACCUUCAUUCCCCCCCAAAAAUGAUGUAAAUCGCUCUAUUAUUUUUUUAAGUCAUUAAGAAGAAAAUAAAAUGGUGAGAGGAAGUAAUCUGGUCAUGGCGUUCUGUUCAUGCACUGAUAAAUAAAGUUUGAAAACAUAAACAUA